Penicillium pulvis is the source of this 804-nucleotide messenger RNA. RefSeq names its product M50 family metallopeptidase. The coding region runs from base 1 to 804 and encodes 267 amino acids. The transcript has 4 exons. The record is from RefSeq and is a predicted model, not a curated record. NCBI's taxonomy places the organism in Eukaryota, Fungi, Ascomycota, Eurotiomycetes, Eurotiales, Aspergillaceae.
AUGCCGGCUCUCUACUCGGCCCUGGACGAACGGGCCCACAUGGCCAUGGCCCCGCACCUUGCCCAACGCAGCCUAAGCGUCGACCAUACACAGGCAAUAACGCUAGGUAUCAUGGCUGUCUAUGUGGUUGUUAUCGCACUACUCUGGAACCUGCCAUACCUUCGCUACUCACUAUGGCCCUUCAAGAUGUUGGUUAUCGCUUUCCAUGAAUUCGGACAUGCGAUCACAGCAUGCUGCACAGGUGGAAGGGUUGAAUCUAUUUCGCUUGAUCCCCAUGAAGGAGGCGUCACUCAUAUGCGAGGUGGAAUGUCUGCGAUCACUCUACCGGCGGGAUAUCUGGGAUCGUCCAUCAUCGGCGCUCUUUUGAUCUUCGCUGGAUUCGAUAUCGUGGCUAGCAAAGUUGCGAGCUUCGUUUUGGGAGUUUGCUUUCUUUUGACACUUUGGUGGGCGCGGAAAGAUUGGUUGACUAUUGGGACUAUUCUGCUUGCGAUCGGCUUGUUGAUUGCUUGCUGGUUCAUCGCCCAUGCUGAAGCCUUGAGGUGGUUCGUGCUUUUCAUCGGUGUCAUGUCUUCUCUCUAUAGCGUGUGGGAUAUUUGCGACGAUCUCAUCCUCCGCAAAGUCAACAGUUCUGAUGCUAGCGUGUUCGCCAAGAAAUACGGAGGAUCUUCACAAUGCUGGGGUGUCAUCUGGUCCUUCAUCUCUCUUGCAUUCAUGGCUAUCGGAAUCAUUGGCGGAAUCGCUGCAUUCCCCCAGUCCUUCAGCCAGCAAGAGAAAGACUCACAGAGUUUCAUUCCCACCUUUUGA